This is a messenger RNA of Lepus europaeus (European hare), 948 nucleotides long. RefSeq names its product taste receptor type 2 member 14-like. The coding region runs from base 1 to 948 and encodes 315 amino acids. The transcript has a single exon. Lineage: Eukaryota; Metazoa; Chordata; Mammalia; Lagomorpha; Leporidae. Gene Ontology annotation, molecular function: G protein-coupled receptor activity; bitter taste receptor activity. Gene Ontology annotation, cellular component: membrane. Gene Ontology annotation, biological process: detection of chemical stimulus involved in sensory perception of bitter taste; G protein-coupled receptor signaling pathway; sensory perception of taste. The record is from RefSeq and is a predicted model, not a curated record.
AUGGGUAGUAUUGUACUAAGCAUAAUUAUAAUUAUUCUUGGGGUGGAGCUUGUAAUUGGGAAUCUGGGCAAUGGAUUCAUAGCACUGGUCAACAUCAUUGACUGGGUCAACAGAACAAAGAUUUCUUCAGUUGAUCAACUCCUCACUGCUUUGGCAAUCUCCAGAAUUGCCCUGCUCUGGGUAACAUUCCUAAAUCAGUUGCUUUCUGUGCUUUCUCCAACUGUGUUUUGGUCUGUAGAAAUAAUGAAAAUGGCUAAUAUUAUCUGGCUAGCAAGCAAUCAUUUUCAAAUGUGGCUUGCUACAGACCUCAGCAUCUUUUAUUUUCUGAAGAUAGCCAAUUUUUCUAACUCUACUUUUCACUACCUAAAGUGGAGAGUUGAAAAGGUGAUCUCAGGGACACUGCUGGUGUCUUUGGUCCUUUUGUUUUUAAGUAUUGACCUCAUAAACACACAUACUGAUUUCUCGAUUGUUGAGUAUACAAGAACCACAACUGUCAAUUCCAGUUCAAAUGAAUCCUUAUACUCUCCCAAGCAUUUUUUACUCAGCUACAUGAUGAUCACAACCAUACCCUUUAUCAUAUCCCUGACAGCUUUCCUCCUGCUUAUCUUCUCCCUGUGGAGACAUCUCCAGAAGAUGCAGUUCAGUUCCAUCGGGUCCAGGGAUGCCAGCACCGAGGCCCACUUGCGAGGCGUGCAGUCUGUGGUUGCCUUCCUGCUGUUAUAUGCAGUUUUCUUUCUGUUUCUUGUCAUGCAGCUUUUUAUUUAUUGGUUGCAGCACGAAGUUGUGAUCACUAUGCUUUGCCAUGUUUUUACACUGGCUUUUCCUUCAGGCCACACAUGUGUCUUGAUUCUGCAAAACAAGAAGCUGAGGCAGGCCUCUCUGUCUGCAUUACGGUGUCUGAAGUGCAGCUUCAAAGGUGCAGAAACCUCAUUUCCUUCUACUAGUUAG